Molecule: messenger RNA, 966 nt
Organism: Trichoplax adhaerens
Lineage: Eukaryota; Metazoa; Placozoa; Uniplacotomia; Trichoplacea; Trichoplacidae
Exons: 13
Coding region: 1-966 (321 amino acids)
Biological process (GO): S-methylmethionine cycle
Molecular function (GO): zinc ion binding; S-adenosylmethionine-homocysteine S-methyltransferase activity
Source: RefSeq, a predicted model, not a curated record
AUGGAUAAGGAAAUUUUAGUUAUCGAUGGAGCUUGUGGAACCGAGCUACAACGGCUUGGUUACGAUGUCGAUGCAGAUCCCCUAUGGAGUGCAAGCUUAUUGCUUACAAAUCCCCAAGUUAUCAAAGAUUUACAUACCAGCUACUUAAAUGCUGGGGCAGAUAUCAUUUUAACUGCUACGUAUCAGGCUAGCAUUCCUGGAUUGGUACAAUAUGCUGAUUUAACAGAAGCUUCUGCCUCCGCAGUUAUUGCGAUGGCUGUGCGACUUGCCAUUGAAGCCCGCGACGAAUUUUGGGCAGAACAAAAGGCUUGUAACAAAAAUGUUAGACGCCCAAAGCCUCUGGUUGUUGGCUCAGUCGGCCCGUUUGGUGCUUGCCAGCAUGAUGGCUCUGAGUUUCAUGGUCGUUAUACAGAUGAAAUGACCAUUGAAGAGUUAAAGCAGUGGCAUAAACCGAGAAUCAUGGAAUUAAUACAAAACGGAGUAGAUCUUAUUGCUUUCGAGACCAUCCCAGCAGAGAAAGAGGCGAUCGCAUUAAUACAGGUACUAGAGACAUUUAGAGGUGUGAAGGCAUGGCUAUCGUUCGUCUGUAAGGAUGAUUUACAUUUAAACCAUGGAGAGCUAUUUGCUGAUGUGAUGGAGCGAUUCCGAAAUCAUAACCAAAUUGUUGCAAUUGGAACUAACUGUACGAAUCCUCAAAAUGUUGACAAUCUUAUUCAAUCCUGCAAAAGAUUAGAUGCUUACGAUAAGCCAUUUAUAGCAUAUCCUAACAGUGGCGAAUCUUGGAGUGUUGACAGAUGGGAUCCGACAAUUCCACCAGUCGAAUUGAGUGAUUAUGUACAAAGGUGGAUAAAGAAUGGAAUUAGAUGGAUAGGUGGUUGUUGCAGAACUACCCCAUCAGAUAUUCUAAAGAUUCGAAAUAAAGUCGAUGGAAUUCCGAAAUUAAAGGAAUCCAAAAGUCUAAUCUGA